AUGGCAUCUUCGAGCCUCCUGGUCGCGAGAGCAGCGGUGUCAGCCAUCCCAUCGAAGCUCGCACCACUCAAAUCCAUCGCCGCUUCCCGUCCAGCAGUAUCAGCCAUCCUUCCCAACGCGUUCCUCGGAAGAUUCGCCGACGCCUCUCCCGCCAACCCCCUCCUGAAGCAAACCGCGGCGGCGCCAUGCCAAACAGGCGCACCGGCGUGUCCGAGUCGGCUGCGGAUCGGCGGCACGCAGCUGUCGGGGCGACGCGCGAUGGCGAACAUGGCGUGGGGAGGCGCGUUGGCGGCCGUGCGGCUCAUUGUGCAAGGGAAGCACAUGGAGCUGACGGACUCGAUCCGCGCGUACGUGGAGGAGAAGGUGGGGCACGCGGUGAACAACCACAGCGCGCUGUGCCGCGAGGUCGACGUGCGCCUCUCCGUGCGCGGCGGCGACUCCAACACCAAGGGGCCGCGCCAGCAGCGCUGCGAGGUUACCAUCUUCACGAAGAAGCACGGCGUGCUGCGGGCGGAGGAAGAGGCGGAGUCCGCGUACGCGGCGAUCGACAAGGUGUCGGACGUGGUUUCGCGGAAGCUGCGCAAGAUUAAGGAGAAGGACGGCGGGCAAGGUCGCUCGUGGCAGAUGCGGAACGCGCAGAAGCUGGGCGAGAUGCUUCCGGAGACGCCCGUUGACAUCACCCCCAUCCUGAACCGCCAGACUAGCGACCUGCCCGACGAGGUGGUGCGCACCAAGUACUUCGAGAUGGCGCCCAUGAGCACGUACGAGGCGCUGGAGCAGCUCGUGAACGUGGACCAUGACUUCUAUGCCUUCCGCAACGGCGACUCGGGUGAGAUCAACAUCCUGUACAAGAGGAAGCACGGUGGCUAUGGUGUCAUCAUUCCACGGACAGAGGAGCCUGCUACCAAGUCCUCACGCGUAGUGAAGCUGGCAUGGUUGUGUAGUACUUUGUGCCGUUUCGAAUGCCCUCUCGCCGCCUUCCUAUCUCAUCUCGCUCGCCCUCCCGUUCCGAUCGACCGUCCUGACGCCGUCCCAUCGACCAUCCUGACGCCGUCCCAUCGACCGUCGCGUCGCGAUCAUGUCGUCCGUCCCGUCGACGUCCCGUCGCCCUCCUACCGUCAUCUCCAUUACCCCUCUCCUCCAAUCACCCUCGCGAUUUUCCCGUCGCAAAUCUCUCUCUCGCCGCUCCCUUUCCUGAACCAAUCGCCUUCUCCUCUCCCUUCUCGUCGCUCUCUCUCUCGCCGCUCCCUUUCCGUUGCAAUCGCCUUCUCCCAUCCCUUCCCGUCGCUCUAUCUCUCUCCCCUCCCUUCCCGUCGCUCUAUCUCUCUCCCCUCCCUUCCCGUCGCUCUAUCUCUCUCCCCUCCCAUCCCGUUGCUCUUGCUCUCUCCCCUCCCUUCCCGGCGCUCUCUCUCUCGCUGCUCCCUGCGCGUCGCUCUCUCUCUCUCUCUCGCCGCUCCCUUUCCUCAACAAAUCGCCUUCUCCUCUCCCUUCCCGUCGCUCUCUCUCUCUCGCCGCUCCCUUUCCGUUGCAAUCGCCUUCUCCCAUCCCUUUCCGUCGCUCUAUCUCUCUCCCCUCCCAUCCCGUCGCUCUAUCUCUCUCCCCUCCCAUCCCAUCGCUCUAUCUCUCUCCCCUCCCUUCCCGUCGCUCUAUCUCUCUCCCCUCCCUUCCCGUCGCUCUAUCUCUCUCCCCUCCCUUUCCGUCGCUAUAUCUCUCUACCCUCCCAUCCCGUCGUUCCUCCGCUCUACCCUCCCAUCCCGUCUUUCUUCCUCUCUCCCCUCCCAUCCCGUCGUUCCUCCUCUCUUCCUUCCUAUCCCGUCGUUUUUCCCUUCUCCCCUCCCAUCCCGUCGUUCCCCCUCUCUCCCCUCCUCUCCCUGUCCUCAACGUCGACCAUCACCCAUGGCGGAGCUCACUUGCCUCUCCCAGUCGUCCCCUCUCGCUCUCCGCCUUCGCACCGCCGCCACCCCCUCCUCGCACUCUCCUCUGCGACGAGCCACGCCAAAGCCAUUCGUCGCGGCCUCGGCGAACAAUCAUGAUGAUGUACCGCCUGCCACUUCAGCGUCCGCCAUUCCCGCCGUGACGCACGUUACACCCGUCACGCGUCGCGUGGUCGUAGCGCUCCCGGCCAUGGCAGCUCUCGCCGCCUCCCUCGCCGCCGGCCCAGCGAAUGCACUCGUUCCCACCACCGCCGUCGCUGGCCGCGUUCCGGGGCUCUCCGAACCCGACGAAAACGGCUGGCGCACGUACAAGCGGCCGGCGAGCAAGUCCGGCGGGCACGGCGUGGGGUGGAGCGAGCUCAUUCCGUACACCUUCACCGUGCCGGAGACCUGGGAGGAGACGCCCGUGUCAAUCGCGGAUCUGGGCGGCACGGAGAUCGACCUGCGAUUCGCGAGCAAGCAGCAGGGCAAGCUGUUCAUCGUCGUCGCACCCGUGCUGCGAUUCGCCGACGGGCUGGGCGACGACGUGCGAAUCGAGAGCGUGGGCGACGCGGAGCGCGUGAUCACCGCGUUCGGCCCGGAAAUCACGGGCGAGAACGUGGAGGGGCGCGUGAACGACACGAAGGUGGUGUCUAAGGGCGGGCGGACGUACUACGAGUAUGACGUGGACCCGCAUAUCCUCGUGUCCGCCACUGCUGCCGGCAACCGCAUGUAUAUCAUGGGCAUCGCUGCGUCUGGUCGGCAAUGGAAGAAAUACUCGAGUGACAUCAAGCAGAUCCUCUCCUCCUUCCGCGUUGGAUAG
Messenger RNA from Closterium sp. Naga37s-1, 2736 nucleotides. The record is from the annotation of a GenBank genome assembly. NCBI's taxonomy places the organism in Eukaryota, Viridiplantae, Streptophyta, Zygnematophyceae, Desmidiales, Closteriaceae.